Molecule: messenger RNA, 705 nt
Organism: Schistosoma mattheei
Lineage: Eukaryota; Metazoa; Platyhelminthes; Trematoda; Strigeidida; Schistosomatidae
Source: the annotation of a GenBank genome assembly
AUGAAUGAUUCUAUUAAUAAUUCACAUCGAAAUGAAACUACACUAAAUUAUAACAAUGAAUAUUCUAUUGAUUGUACAGAGUUCAAUAAUCAAUCAAAAUACGACAUAAUUAACAAUAACAAUUCACUAAGUGGACGUACAAAUUUUACAACUAGACAAUUAACUGAAUUAGAAAAAGAAUUUCAUUUUAAUCGUUAUCUAUCACGUGCAAGACGUAUUGAAAUUGCAGCUGAUUUAAGUUUAACAGAAACUCAAGUGAAAAUUUGGUUUCAAAAUCGUCGAAUGAAACAAAAGAAACGUAUAAGAGAUAAAAUUUUAGGUAGUACUUAUCAUGAAAUAGAUGAGAUUACAACAUCAAUAACAACUAGUCCUCCGUUAUGUAUCUCUAACAAUUUAAAUCAAUCUUGGAAUUUAAUCAGUUCACAAGCAUUUAAUAAUCAAUUAUCUAUGGAAGAAAACAAACAAUUAAGUCAUAUCAGUGAUAAUAUCAUUACUCCUGUUAAUAAUGAUAAUAAUAACCAGAAUAUUUAUUACCAUAACAAACAUUUUAUGGAUUAUAACAUUCAAGAUUUACGUAAUCAUUUAAUAUUUUAUCCCUCUACAGCUUAUACUACUACUACUACUGUUGCUUCCAAUAGGAUCACUACUACUAUUACUACCAAUAAUAAUACUACUAACAAUAGAAGUAAUUCCAUGAACAUCUAA